AUGUACACAACUAUGCUUGAUUCUACACUAGAUUUAAUCACUCAGGCUGCUUCCAACUCUCUAUUCAUCUUCUGUUUCUGCAACUUGAUCAUAGUCAUUAUCCUCGUGGGCUCGAAACCCAUCUCCAACAACGAUGAAAGAAGCACAAUUAACCUCACAAUGCCCACCAGCAAGCAUGUGGAUGAUGAACAAGGCACGAGGGCUAAACAAGUGUGCAAGAGGAACAAUGCCUUGAUGGAAGUCAGUCAAGUGUCAAAUGCCCAGACUGCAAUAUCUGAUAACAGUAAAGUCAGCAGUGCCAAUAGUGACAAUGGUGAACCUGAGGGUGAUGAUGAGCUGAGGACAAGAGCAGAAGAAUUUAUAGAAAAGGUCAAUAAAGCAUGGAAAGCAGAAUUACUAAGAAAUUCACGUUAA
Messenger RNA from Prunus armeniaca (apricot), 414 nucleotides. Lineage: Eukaryota; Viridiplantae; Streptophyta; Magnoliopsida; Rosales; Rosaceae. The record is from the annotation of a GenBank genome assembly.